CUGGGAGAGGCAGGAGAGAGCCCGGCUGGGCGCCCGGCCUUCCCUCCCCCGGCGCUCUCGCAGGACCCCCCGGCGCCCCUCCGCACGCCGCCCGGAGGGCGCGGGACCGAGGCUCGCAACAUGGAGUGGGGUUACCUGUUGGAAGUGACCUCGUUGCUGGCCGCCCUGGCGCUGCUGCAGCGCUCUAGCGGCGCGGCGGCCGCCUCAGCUAAGGAGCUGGCGUGCCAGGAGAUCACCGUGCCGCUGUGCAAGGGCAUCGGCUACAACUACACCUACAUGCCCAACCAGUUCAACCACGACACGCAGGACGAGGCGGGCCUGGAGGUGCACCAGUUCUGGCCGCUGGUGGAGAUCCAGUGCUCGCCCGACCUCAAGUUCUUCCUAUGCAGCAUGUACACGCCCAUCUGCCUGGAGGACUACAAGAAGCCCCUGCCUCCCUGCCGGUCGGUGUGCGAGCGCGCCAAGGCCGGCUGCGCGCCCCUCAUGCGGCAGUACGGCUUCGCCUGGCCCGACCGCAUGCGCUGCGACCGGCUGCCCGAGCAGGGUACUGUAGUGUCCACGAACGGCAUUUUCAGUUAUAAGGAAGAAGUUCGAGGGCAGUUCCCGUAG
This is a messenger RNA of Vicugna pacos (alpaca), 609 nucleotides long. Lineage: Eukaryota; Metazoa; Chordata; Mammalia; Artiodactyla; Camelidae. The record is from RefSeq and is a predicted model, not a curated record.